Molecule: messenger RNA, 3012 nt
Organism: Colletotrichum gloeosporioides
Lineage: Eukaryota; Fungi; Ascomycota; Sordariomycetes; Glomerellales; Glomerellaceae
Exons: 1
Coding region: 1-3012 (1003 amino acids)
Source: RefSeq, a predicted model, not a curated record
AUGCGCUCGCUCACGUCCGCCAACACGCCGGCCGGCUGCAACAAUCUGUCGACUGCUUCUGAAGACCUCACCAAGAACAAGCCCAAGAAGCCCGACCCAUCCCGGCUUCACAGAAACAUCAGGCCAUCGUCGCUCUCGCCCGCCACCCGCAACCCCGCCCUAUCGUCAGCAGCAUCAACAGCAGCGUCGUCCAGGGCAUCUUCGCCUGCUCUGCUCUCGCCGACAUCGACGCCCUUGCGGCCCGUCUCACCAGCACCAGCAUCCGCGGGUCGCAAACCCACGGUCGCCCAGAUUCGAGCCCGAACCACAAAUAAUCCCGCUAGCACGCCCACGCGAAGGUCUGUCUCUGGCUCUGGCAUUGGCAGCACUGGCACCACCACCAACACUCCAACCAGCAGACCAAAGACUGCCGCUGCCGCUGGAACUAGUGCUGCGACUGCGACUCGCACUGCUGCCACUGGCCCACCAACCGCAACGGGGCCCCGGCCACGCAUCACAGCUACCACCACUAGAAGUAGAAGUACUGUGACCGUAACCACAAUUGGCGCAGGCACCACCAAAACAUCAAACUCCCACUCCACCACUACAACCGCCGCCAACCCAACCGCCGCCGCCGCUGCUACUGCUACUGCUGCCAAUCCAAACCCAAACCCAAACACAACAUCCUCUUCGCAAUCACCACCCGCGACCGCCUCCAAUACCACUACCACUACAACCACAACCACCGACGCCGACGACGCGGCUACCACUGCGGAAACUCCUGCUACUUCCCCUCAGGGUUCUGCCUCCGCCCGACGACAGCAACCUGCACUGUCCUCCAGCUUGCGCUCUCCUCUCCGCAACAGAGACCAAAAUGUCCUGAACCCCUCAUCUCGUCCUGCCAACGCUGCGCGAGCGAAGCCGUCGCCAACACCUUCGCCCACCUCAUCCUCCACACCUGCAUCCGCAUCCGCCUCUGCGUCCGCCUCUCCCACGCCCACCACAAUGCCCCCUUACGACAAAGGGGGCAGCACCACCACCCGCCAGCCGGGAAUGCCCUCCCUCACCGCAAAGGGAAUGAAUCGAGCUCCCCUCACCCCGAAAGUUGCUGCGAAGCCAGCCUCCGUCGUGACCCCCUUGGGCCGCCGCCGCAACGAUAAUACGAAUAACAACACCCAACACCCGACUCUACAUGCCGCUGCUGGGGGAGGAGCCAAGGACGACCUGACGAGUCCUGCGCCCUUCCUGGGCAAUAAUAUCACACCGCGAUCCGGCCCUCGCCAGAACCGCGUCGACAGCAAUAAUAGCACUCCUAACGGCACACCGAACCCCGACCGAACCAACGAUUGGGAUCACCAGCCCACUUUCCAGGCUGAGCCGGUAAGGAGACAAGUCGUUACCUUCAGCCCUGUCCCUUCCUCCGUCGGCAACCGCCACGAUGCCGACUCCAAAUUUUUCUAUGCAAGCGACGCCAAACCCUCAGCGCCCGCUCCCCAGCCCAAGCAGUCUGCUGCUGCUCCUGCCGCCCCACAGCGAGCUUCCACCUUCCUGUACGCCAAUGGCAGCGCCGUAGACAAGAAUCGGCCCACGUCCGCAGGCGUAGGCUUCACGCCGAUGCUCGCUCCCUCGCUGGCACCGUCAUUAUCACCGACGCUUGCGCCCACGCCGGAGCCGCCGCAGAGCAAGUUCUUUUAUGCAAAUGGAGCUCCAAACCUGGCUCCCGGCUUCAGGCCGUCUUCUGCAGCCUCGGGGACCGGGCCAACGAUCGCAGAGUCGAGAAAGAAGGCCAGGAAUUCAGCUGGCUCGGCGAGCGGUUUGUCGCUUGCGUCUCGGCCCAUGUCGCCCAACAAGCCGAUACAAGCUCCAGCAGCUCCGCCAUUAGUUAAGAGCAACAGUCAACCGCAGACUCGGACACAGAUGACCAGCCCGCCGCCCCUGGCGCCUUCGAUGCACAAGCGCAAAAUCAGCAUGGACGCCGUCUCUCAGGUAGCCAGCCAUGUCAACAGCCGGCCCGCGAGCCAUGUCGGCUCAGACGCUGCACCUACCGAUGCCAUGAUCAUGUCACAGUUCAUGGCUUCUCAAUCGCCGACUCCCUCCGGAGUGUCGUCUCCGACAAUGGCCAGCUUCUUCCCUAACCAGCCGAUCACGAUAGCCUCGAUAUUGCAGGCAGCAGAUGAGCUGAGCGAAUCUGAAGGGGAGGAAGAGGAGGAGGACGAUGACGACGACGAUUCCAGGGAUCUGGAAGAACUCCACAGCCCGACCCGGUCGAACCACGGCGACCCUCUGAACGAUAUGGUGAAGCACGCUAGGAGGGAACGCAAGGUGCAGGAUCUGGAGAUUACGAACGCUUCCCUGGAGGCCAUUAACAGAUCGCUCGAGAGGCAGCUCAGAAAACAGACGGCUGAGUUGAGGAGGUACAAGAGACUGUCCCGAUCUGGCCGUCUGUCCUCGGCACCCUCUGCGCCACCAGCCGAGGUGCCGUCUGAGCCGACCACGGGUCUUGGUAUCGAAGGCGUUUUAGAUCUUUCGGACCUUAGCGAGGAGGAGGAGGUUGAAGCCGGAGGUGAAGGCGGGGCCGAGGGCGAAGGCGAUUUAGAAGACCUCGAGGAUUCCAUGUUUGAGUCAUCGGAGCUUGACGAAACGGACUCUGCCAAAUCGGACCCCGAGCGCGACACUCGCCGGAGGAAACGAGACGAAAAGCGACUCCAGCUGGAUCUUACCAAGCACAGAGAGCUGCUGGUCGACAGCCAGAAGAUCAAUCAGAGCAUCAAGAAGUGCUUGAAUUGGACGGAGGAGCUCAUCAAGGAGGGCAAGAAGGCUCUCGAGUACAAGGUCCAACCCAGCGAGGUAAAACUGCCACCACGUGUGCUCCAGCCGGCUUACCUGCGAGACAACGAGGAUGAGGAGUCGCGUAAGGAUGGCGCGUCAGCACCGAGCAGUCCAGUGGACUCCCCGAGGAGUCUCACGCCAAAUUGGAGCAAAGAACCGCAGGACCGCGAUAGCGGUAUUGAGCUGCCGGCGGAGGGCUCAUAA